Molecule: messenger RNA, 2008 nt
Organism: Babjeviella inositovora NRRL Y-12698
Lineage: Eukaryota; Fungi; Ascomycota; Pichiomycetes; Serinales
Exons: 1
Coding region: 405-1991 (528 amino acids)
Biological process (GO): tetrahydrofolate interconversion; L-serine catabolic process; folic acid metabolic process
Cellular component (GO): cytoplasm
Molecular function (GO): pyridoxal phosphate binding; glycine hydroxymethyltransferase activity; cobalt ion binding
Source: RefSeq, a predicted model, not a curated record
AUUUAACCCGCACCGGAAACAGACGAAAAGAGCCUUCCCGCCGCAGAUGACGAGAUGGCAGCCUAUACUUUUUCGGAAUCUAAGCUUCGCGCCAAUCGCGCCUAUCGCGCCUUUUCGUCAACGCAUGAUCUCAAGUGAGGGGCAACUUCCAUUAGAGCGCGCAUAAUCGCCUCCUUGACAUAGCGGCUACCUCACUGUAUAAAUACAGGCGAUUCCCACCGGAAACAAAUUCAAUUCCACUCUCACUCCAUUUAGCUAAUUGUUACCACUCACCGGGAUACUCUCCAGACAUCUAGUAGUUUUGUUCCCAGUUUCUCCCUAGAAUUUUCACCAAUUCCUAGAAUUCCACCCCUCAGAAAGCCUACUCCCCGCUAAAACAACUAGAAUCCACGUAUUUUUUUUUGAUGUCGUCGCUUGGCCCUUCAAACUUGCGCAAGCUCGCCACCAGCAGCACCAUCCGCCCUAUCUUAACCUCCAUCUUCAAGAAGGGCUCUGCCGAAGUGGCAGCAAACACUGCGACCGAAACGCCAAAGAGCAAGAGCGCUUUCGCUAAUGUCGCCAACCAGCACUUUUUGAACCAGAAAAUCAAGGAGGCCGAUCCUGACAUGGCCGAUAUCUUGAACCAGGAGCGCGCGCGGCAGCGCAACUCGCUCACCUUGAUCAGCGCUGAAAACUUCACCUCCCAAGCGGUGCUCACGUUGUUGGGCUCCGAGUUCCAGAACAAGUACAGCGAGGGUGGCCUUGUGGGGGAGCGCUACUACGGUGGUAACGAUGUGGUGGACGCGUGCGAAAAGUUAUGCCAGGAGCGCGCCUUGGGGUUGUUCGGCUUGAACCCGGACCAGUGGGGCGUCAAUGUGCAGCCGUUGCUGGGUGCCAUCGCGAACUUGUACGUCUACACAUCUUUGCUCAAGACCGGGGACAAGAUUAUGGGCUUAGACAUGCCCGCGGACAAGCAAAACGGUGGCUACAUUGCCCAGUACUACGACACCAAGAUGUUCCGCGUCACCGGCGCAGAAGGGUUGUUGGACUACGAUCUCCUUGCCACUAGGGUGCAACGGUUCAAGCCAAAGUUGAUUCUGACCAUCACUGCCAACUACGCCCGGAAGAUUGACUACCGCCGAAUGCGCGAGAUCGCCAACAGCGUGGGAGCCUACUUGUUGUGCGAUAUCUCACACAUUUCGGGGGCGUUGACAGAGCCAUACUUGUCACAAAUUGGAGGUAGCAACAGCGAUCUGAGCUAUCCGUUCUCACCGUUUGAGUUUGCCGAUGUGGUGAUCACCACUACCCAUAAGUCGCUCCGUGGGCCACGCGGCGCCAUGAUCUUUUUCCGUAUGCCAGAGUACCAGCAGGAUCAUGCCCACUCUUUGAAGAAUGACAUAUCCUCAAGCUACUUCCCGACUAGCCAGGGCUCCCCACAGAACCACACCAUUGCCGCUCUUGCGGUAGCUUUAAAGCAGGCCAACUCGCCGGAGUUUGCCAUUUACCAACACUCUGUUCAUGACAACGCAGCGCACUUUGCGGAGGCUUUGAAGGCCAGAGGGUUCAAGUUGAGAGCGGGUGGUGGUACCGAAACCCAUCUCUUGCUUAUCGAUUUGCACAACAAGGGUAUUGAUGGCUCCCGCUUAGAGUUCAUGCUCGACAAAAUCCACAUUCUCACCAACAAAAUUCCGUUGUCGUACGAAACCGCGAAUGGGAUCACUUCUAGAACAGCCUCUGGGGAGCAGCCAAAUGGGUUGAAGAUUGGUGUUCCGGCUAUGACUACUCGAAGCUUCACCCCGGUAGAAUUUGAUAAGGUUGCGCAGUAUAUCGAUACCGCUGUCAGUAUCGGCAAACGCAUUCAAGGCCAGGUUGACGCUGCGGAUUCCUUAAUGAAUGAUGCCGAGAAGCUUAUCGAAUACAAGAAGCUUGUGGUCAAGGACGAAGAGGUGAAUGUGUUGGGCAGAGAGGUCAGUGCCUGGGUGUCUGACUACCCGGUCCCAGGUGGAUAUUAAUCUAAUGGCAUACGAAG